AUGAGUGUUACUCAUUUUUACAAUUUAUAUUGUGGAAUCACUGAUAAUACUUCGUCUCAAAUCACUCUAGGACACACUCCUUCUAUCUUAUUUGACGCACAGAUUCAGGCCGAUCUUUCUGAUAAAAUGCGCUUAUUUCUUCACUCUUCCCAACUUUACUUAUCCCAAAAUUCAACUCUCGAAUCGUAUUUCCCUGUCACUCCAUAUAUUAAUGAAGAUUUACCUCAAGAAAGCACAAUUGACUUACCACUCCAGCCAUCUACACCCAAUCUGAUUCCGGAGACCGACGAUCCAGAAACUGGGCACAUGUACAUCGACGAUAGAUUCUUUAAAAACCAAGCCAAGGAGAGACUGUGCUGUACCGACCAUGUUUCAGAGUUUCUAGAAAACGACAAUAUGAUCCUCCGUUCAGGAAACAAUGUACCCAUUCUUCCCUUCAAAGAUACUUGCUUCUACCCCACCUCACUGGAAUACUGGGAGGAUAAUAAAUUCUCAAUUAUUCCCUUUGACUACUCUGAUAGCGUACCCUCCCUUUCAUCGUGCUCUGAAGAAAAGACAUUCUUUGAUGAAGAUUUUACGGACCAGUUAUCUCAGUCAAACUUCUCAAAUGUAACAGAAAAUUUAGAGUGCUGCAAAGCAGAAAGUCCUUCAGCCUGUCUUCAACCUUGUGCAAAUGCUGAAAUGAGUAAAGUUAAUGACUCUAUCCCACUUGAUCCAGAGCCUGUCAUAAAAGAGGAGAGCAAAAGUCCUUCUAUUCACUCGUCUCUUCCUCCACAAGAAAAACUACCUACAGCUGACAUCAAACCCAAGAGUUUCAAAAACACUUUUAAAAAUGAAAACUUCUUCCUCAGACCAACCGUAAAGAAAACUCCUACUUGUGCUGUCAAAGACAAUUUCCGAGAUUCUGUAGCAAGCGUAAAGAGAACUGCGACAUCAUACGAUUCCGAGACAACAAAGUAUCUCAAGUCAGUCUUUUACAAUAUAUAUAGCAAAACCAACAAACUUUCAAAGACACAGCGCCGAGAUCUCCAAGAGAAUACUGGUCUUUCACCCAGAAGUAUCACUUACUGGUUUUCUAAUCAUAAGCGCAGACACCCAAAGGAUAUUCAAGCAUUUAAAAAGACUAUCGCGGACUCCAAGGGAAAGCUCAAAACAUACGAAGAUUUCUUACAUGUUCAGUUACAAAGCACCAAGAAGACUGUCUUAUAA
Messenger RNA from Phycomyces blakesleeanus NRRL 1555(-), 1209 nucleotides. RefSeq names its product Homeodomain-like DNA binding domain-containing transcription factor. The record is from RefSeq and is a predicted model, not a curated record. Lineage: Eukaryota; Fungi; Mucoromycota; Mucoromycetes; Mucorales; Phycomycetaceae. The coding region runs from base 1 to 1209 and encodes 402 amino acids. The transcript has 2 exons. Gene Ontology annotation, molecular function: DNA binding.